This is a messenger RNA of Vanrija pseudolonga, 2706 nucleotides long. Its product is annotated as Protein priB. Gene Ontology annotation, molecular function: DNA-binding transcription factor activity, RNA polymerase II-specific; zinc ion binding; transcription cis-regulatory region binding. The coding region runs from base 39 to 2264 and encodes 741 amino acids. Gene Ontology annotation, cellular component: nucleus. The record is from RefSeq and is a predicted model, not a curated record. The transcript is spliced from 8 exons. Gene Ontology annotation, biological process: regulation of DNA-templated transcription. Lineage: Eukaryota; Fungi; Basidiomycota; Tremellomycetes; Trichosporonales; Trichosporonaceae.
AGCAACACUACUGCCUACACCUACACUACUGCUACACCAUGUCAGGCAGCGACGACGCAAAGGACGAGCUGGCACCGCCGCCAGCUAACAACCCCCAGGACCUAUGCUACCGCUCCAAGCUCAAGUGCGUCGGGCGCGAGAACCCGCCCUGCCAGCGCUGCGUGACGCAGGGCAUGGAGUGCACGUUUGACGGCCGGCGCAAGUCGAAAAUGACCAUGGUGGAGAAUCGCAUCUCAUCGCUCGAGGGCACGCUCGAGGACAUGCAGGCGCAGAUGAGCGCCGUGUCGAACCAGCUCGCAGAGCUCGCGGCCCUGCAGCGCGCCCAGCCGACAAAACCCGAGCCGUCGCCGAUCCCGCGCUCGCCACACACGCUCGCGCCGCCCGUCAACGCGCACUCGCUCUCGGCCAUCCUGUCGCCCGCGCCGCCGCGCAGCGGCUUUGACGACGACAGCAACAACCACUACCACUCUGCGUCUGUGCGCUCGUCCGGCAAGGCGCCGAUCCUCGGCCCGACGCUUGGCGGCCCGCCAUCUUACCUUCCCCCAGCGCACGGCAGCCCCCCUCGCCGAAGGGACGACGUCGACGACGACCCGCUCGACGAGGCGUCGCGCCACGGCCCGCUGCGCAAAACACUGACGCGGUACGAGCAGUCGCGCCGUCCGCCGGCGGCCUCGUCGUCGUCCAACCCCAUCUCGCCGGCGGCUGGCUCCGAGCGCCCCAGCAAGCGCUUCAGAGGCGACGACUACGCGGCUGCUACUCCCAGCGACAUCUAUGCCGGAUCCGUCCUCUCGGCGCCGGAGUACGCGGAUCCCGUGGACAGCGGCCUGAUCACGCCUGCGCGGGGCCGCGCACUGGUGGACACGUUCUUCAAACACUGCAAUGUGUCGAUUCCUAUCUUUGACCCGGCGGUGGACACUUGGGAGAGCCUCCGCCGGCGGUCGGCACUCUGCCUCACAUCCAUUUUGAUGGUAGGCGCCCGGUAUGACGACGGGCCCGAAGAUAGCACGCUGCAGCGGCGACUGCAGGAGCAUGCGGAAUGGCUUGCAAAGAACACGUUGUUUAGCCCUGCUCCCAACGACGUCGACAUUGAGACGAUCCAGGCAUUGGUCGUGCUCACCGCCUGGGGAGAGGUCCAGUGGCGGCCGGGAGGGCACACGUUCCGCCUCGCGAUGGAGUCGGGCCUGUAUCGCUGCCUGCCGCACCUGGUUGCGACGGGCAUGGGCAGCCGGUGCGUGUACACUGCCGACCUCGAGAAGGACCGGCCGUAUGUCGUCGGCGCGCGCGUGUGGCUCGCCAUCCUGAAGAGCGAGUACGAGAUGGCGUUCAACCACGGCAGACCGCUGUUGGUCGGCGACGACCCGAGCAUCGGGCUCGGCAGGCGGCUGCUCGACCACCCACUCGCGCUGCAGACCGACUCGCGCCUCGUCGCGCAGUGCGAGCUGAUCGCCGGCCGCCAGCGCCGCCACCUCAGCUUCCAGGACCCGCCGCAGACGACCGUGGCGCAGACGGUCGCCGAGUUGAAGAAGGAGAACGACUUUUUCGACUCGUGGUUCGCCGACUGGAACAGCUACUAUGACCACAUCGACAUCCCGAGCGGCCACUUCCUCCGCGACGUGCUCAUCACACUCAAGCACCACGCGAUCCUCAUCUCCAACGCGCGCCUGCUCAUCGGCGUGCACUCGCAGGCGGACGUCGAGGCGCUGUCGCCGGAACGCCGCGACGCGCUCUUCAAGGCCGUCGGCGCCGCCUCGGGGCUCGUGCACAUGGCCGUCGGGUCAAAGGGGUACAAGGAGCACUUUGCGAGCUCCAGCAGCCUGACGCAGGUCGGCAUGGUGUUCGCCUCGCGCCUGCUCAUCCGCUUCGCGACGCUCGCGCCCGAGGCGGUCGAUCUGCGGCGGACAAGCAAGGAGAUUGAGGAGAUUGCCGAGAUGCUGCGAAGGGGGCCUGGCGCACAGCUCGCAGAGCAGAUCCACCAGAUCCUCGAACGCGCGCGCGACAAGCGCGUCCUCCCGCCCCGCUCUGGCCCGGGCUCGCGCGACACCUCGCCCCGGCAGGGCCAAGCGGCGGCCGACGCCGACGGCCGCAUCGCAUUCAGCAUGCCCGAGCCUGCGGCACCGUACACGUUCGACCUGCUCAGCGACUUUGAGUUUGCGCAGGAGCUGUUCAGCGGCCCGGCGCUGACUGACAACGAGGCGAUCAACAUGUUCAACUGGAUCAGGAAUGACUGGCACGACCGACCGCAGGGAGGCGGGUCGGCGUGGUAGCGCGGCGUAGCGGAGCUGGGCAGCCAGUAGCCAGUAGCUAGUAGCCCGCCGCAUCUGUAUGAUUUACUUGCAUCUGCAUCCUCUUACUUUGGGGGAACAUGGUCGCCGUGUGUCCCGAUUUCUUCUUCUUCUUCUCGCGCGUGCUUGCUCUCUCUCUUGCCCAGUGUCCAUGGAUGUCGACUACUUGCCGUCCUUGUGGUCGAGGUGCGAGCCGGGCGUGUGCCCCUCCCCGUGGUGAUGGUGGUGGUUCUUGCCCGUACCGGGCGCGAUCUCGCCCUGCGUCUGCUGGCCCGCAGCGGCGUGGUGUCCGCCGUGGUGGUGGCCGUGGUGCUGGCCGCCGGCUUGCUGCUGCGCCGCGGCGGCCUGCGAGCGGGUCUGGCGGUCGGACGUGGGCUGGGGUGCGGACAUGGCGUUGCGUUUGGUGGGGGGAUGGGGCUGGGGG